Bathycoccus prasinos is the source of this 1011-nucleotide messenger RNA. Its product is annotated as septum site-determining protein MinD. Gene Ontology annotation, molecular function: ATP hydrolysis activity; ATP binding. The transcript has a single exon. Gene Ontology annotation, biological process: negative regulation of cell division. NCBI's taxonomy places the organism in Eukaryota, Viridiplantae, Chlorophyta, Mamiellophyceae, Mamiellales, Bathycoccaceae. Gene Ontology annotation, cellular component: cytoplasmic side of plasma membrane; cytosol. Bases 1 to 1011 code for a protein of 336 amino acids. The record is from RefSeq and is a predicted model, not a curated record.
AUGAUCGCGCAGCAACACCGAGUCUCGUCGUACGUUUUGUCCUCUUCUUCUUCUUCCUCGUCGAGGAGGAAGAAUAACGGACGAUCAUUUUCAUCGUCGUCGUUUUUUUUAAAAAGACGAACAACACCACCAACGAGAAAAGUAACAACCAGAGCGGAAGCGGAGGGAGAAUCAUCCUCCAAACGAAAAACGACCGGCGCGACGAGAACGGUCGUCGUGACUUCCGGAAAAGGCGGCGUCGGGAAGACGACGAGUUCCGCGAAUCUCGGCAUGUCCAUGGCGCGUCUCGGGUAUUCCGUCGCCCUUGUGGAUGCUGAUAUUGGUUUAAGAAAUUUGGAUUUAUUGCUCGGAUUGGAAAACCGAGUGGUGUAUACCGCGAUGGAAGUGUUGGAAGGCGAGUGUCGAUUAGAGCAAGCGUUGAUUCGAGAUAAGAGGUGGAGAAAUUUAGCUUUACUGCCGAUUUCUAAGAACAGGCAAAGAUAUAACGUGACCAGAGAUAACAUGAAUACGGUUUUGGAUUUGUUGAAGAAGUCGGAUUUUGAUUUUAUUUUCAUCGAUUGCCCGGCGGGGAUCGAUUUGGGUUUUAUCAAUGCCAUUUCGAACGCGGAGGAGGCAAUCGUGGUGACCACGCCGGAGAUUACCGCCAUUAGGGAUGCGGAUAGAGUGGCUGGGUUGUUGGAGGCGAAUGGGAUUUUGGACGUGAGGUUGUUGGUGAAUCGCGUGAGAGCGGACAUGAUUAAAAAUAACGACAUGAUGAGCGUGAAGGACGUGCAAGAGAUGUUGGGGGUGCCUUUAUUAGGCGCGAUUCCGGAGGAUACGGAGGUGAUCGUGAGUACGAAUCGUGGGGAGCCGCUGGUGUUGAAGAAGAAGUUGACUUUGGCAGGGAUCGCGUACGAAAACGCCGCGAGGAGGAUCGUCGGGAAGCAAGAUUUUCUCAUCGAUUUGGAGCAACCGAGGAAAGGGGUGUUUCAAAACAUCAAGGAGUUUUUCACCGGAGAAGAUUACGAGUAA